Vitis riparia (riverbank grape) is the source of this 879-nucleotide messenger RNA. Its product is annotated as protein SULFUR DEFICIENCY-INDUCED 1-like. The record is from RefSeq and is a predicted model, not a curated record. Lineage: Eukaryota; Viridiplantae; Streptophyta; Magnoliopsida; Vitales; Vitaceae. Bases 1 to 879 code for a protein of 292 amino acids. Gene Ontology annotation, molecular function: protein binding. The transcript has 4 exons.
AUGCAAGAAAGCUCAAGAAGAGGAGACAAGGACCCCUUUUGUGUAAUUCAUAAGCUUCCUUCUGGUGAUGCUCCUUAUGCACGAGCCAAACGUGCUCUGAUGGUUGAGAAGGAUCCUGAAGCAGCCAUAGUAUUAUUUUGGAAUGCAAUCAAUGCAAGAGAUAGAGUAGAAAGUGCACUUAAGGACUUGGCAGUGGUGCUGAAACGGCUGGAUAGAAGUGAAGAAGCCAUUGAAGCCAUCAAGUCUUUUAGAAACCUUUGUCCCAAACAAGCACAAGAAUCACUUGAUAACAUCCUCAUCGACUUAUACAAAAAAUGCGGGAGAACGAAUGAACAUAUUGAUAUGCUAAAGCAGAAGCUGAGGUUGAUAUACCAAGGAGAGGCCUUCAAUGGAAAACCCACCAGGACUGCUCGCUCAAAUCGCAAGAAGUUCCAAAUUACCAUCGAACAAGAAACUUCUAGAAUACUAGGCAAUUUGGGUUGGGUCUAUAUGCAAAAAUCCAACUACAUGGCAGCCGAGGUGGUGUACAAGAAAGCCAAAAUGAUUAAUCCAGAUGCGAACAAAGCUUGCAACUUGGCUCUUUGCCUCAUCAACCAAGGUCGAUACACCGAAGCCCAUUCAAUUCUCAAAGAAGUAUUGCAAGGUAAACUUCCAAACUCCGAAGAUUGCAAGGCCCAAAACCGAGCCCAAGAACUUAUGCUAGAGGUGGAGCCUAAAUGGUUGCCGCCAUCAGAGACAAUAAAGCUUGAGGGGUUUGAUCUUGAAGAUGAUUUUAGUGAUGGAUUUGAGAAGGUAUUGAAUAUAUGGGCUCCAUUUAGAACAAAGAAACUUCCAAUCUUUGAAGAGAUAUCUUCAUAUAGAAAUCAACUAGCAUGUUAG